Aricia agestis (brown argus) is the source of this 2171-nucleotide messenger RNA. RefSeq names its product X-linked retinitis pigmentosa GTPase regulator-like. The coding region runs from base 24 to 2138 and encodes 704 amino acids. Lineage: Eukaryota; Metazoa; Arthropoda; Insecta; Lepidoptera; Lycaenidae. The record is from RefSeq and is a predicted model, not a curated record. The transcript is spliced from 8 exons.
CGGUCGGCCAUGACCACGUAACCAUGACGGACGACAUACCGGACACGGGCGCGGUGUUCACGUUCGGCAAGUCGCACUUCGCGGACAACGAGCCGAGCCACUUCUUCAUCAAGAAUGACCCCGUAGUCGCCGUGUCCUGCGGCGAUGAGCACAGCGCUGUUAUAUGCCAGAAUGGGCGAGUAUUCGUGUUCGGCGCGAACGCGUGGGGUCAGCUCGGCCUGGGCCACAGGGACGAGGUGACGCGACCCAGCUGCGUCAAGUGGCUGAAGCCGCACCGCGCCUUGUUCGUGGCCUGCGGCAGGGCUCACACUGUCUUCGCCACAGACACGAACUGCGUGUAUUCCGUGGGCUGCAACGACGAGGGUCAGCUGGGCACAGGUGACCUGGAGCACCGCACCGUGCCGCAGCUGGUGGAGCUGGAGGGCGAGCAUCGGGUCGCGCAGGUCUCCGCCGGCAGCAACCACACCGCCUUGCUCACGGACGAAGGCAGAGUUUUCGUGUGUGGGUCAAACACUGAGGGGCAGCUGGGACUCGGCGAGGAGACCAGGUCAUGCACCAAAUUCACUGAGCUGAGUUUCGUCGAGAAGAUAGCGUUCGUCGAAUGUGGAUAUUACCAUACUGUUUUUAUUACUUCAAAGGGCGCCGUAUUUAUAACUGGUGAUAAUGAGAACCAGAAACUGGGUAUUUCUAACUCAUCGAGUAUAAUAUACGUACCUCAAGUUCUGUCUCUGAAUGUGGAAAUAAAGAGCGCGUGCUGCGGCGCCAACCAUACCUUCCUCUUGUCUAUGGACGAGAGCAAAAUAUUCGCUUUCGGCUCCAACGAGAAGGGGCAGCUGGGGAUGCCCAAAGACAUCGUCAACGUGAAGGAGCCCACAGAAAUUGACAUGGAGAAGAUGUUUGAAGGAUACCAGCUGAAGUUGGUAGCGUGCGGAGCGAUGCACACAGCAUUUGUUACAGACAACGGCCUACUUUACAUGUGCGGGGAGGCGCGACACAACAAGCUGUGUUUGGAGGAGGUCGAAGACGCCAGCAAUGCGAACGAGGCGCCCAAUCAAUACUCGCCAAAGCGGGUCACGGCGAUGAACGGCUUCGUUGUCGACAACGUGGCCUGCGGCGGCUGCCACACGCUCCUCACCGCCACCAAGGGCUCCAACAUCGACUUCACCAAUAACGACUUCAGCAUCGUGUCCGAGGAGAACCGGACGUCGCUGCCCGAACUACCACCCCUUCAGAAAGUCCCGGCGCUCAAGGAUAUAGACGUCGCGAAUGCGAACAUCGUCGAACACAAAAAGGAGAACGGAAACGAUGAAACCGGCUCCAUCGAUUCCCUAGAAGCGAACGUUAGUGGCAGUCACAUCGUCAACAUCAACGAUCUCGAAGCCGACAACGCUAGCUUACACGACGUCCCGAAUAUCACUGAAGAAACGAUAGCGACCAAAGUCGAAAACAAGUUUGCGGACAUCUCGGAUAUGAUUAAGCACGAGGCGAAGGAUUUUAAGCAGAACGUUGAGGACAAAGUGCAAAAAGUAAAGGAGGAGGUCCAGACGAAAGCGGAAGUAGUAGACGAGAUGAUCAAGAAGACCGUCGACAAUAUAAUGCCCGGGGAACAUUGCGACGAGAAGAAAGUUUUGCAGAUACCCGACAAGAUGGCCGAAGUCACAAAUUCUCCCCCACCGAAGACGCCUAUCAUUCAGGAUCUACUAGACAUUCCUGACAUAACGCAUAUGAGUCCCGACCUGAGCAAGCACAGCGACGAUCAGAAGAGCGAGGGUGGGCAAUCUGAGAAUGAAACUAUACCUUGUGCUUCUGAUAAGUCCAGCCCACAGAUGGGCAAAACUAAGACGCAAGCGGUCAUCCCGAUUGUUAGGAGCGAUGACCACAUAGACUCCCAAGACGGGCACGAAGAUGAUGUAGUAGUUAACAAACUAGAGGAGAAGGGACGUUUCGCUAAAUUCUUCCAGGCCAUAAAGGAUAAGGAAAACUCUUGUAUCGGAAAGGGGAAGGUGAUUGAAGAGAAAGUUGUAGAAAACGUCCAUAAAGGCAUAGACACGGCGGAGGAGAGCGUCCAAAAAGUUGAAGAAAGAAUCGAAACAGAAAUACGAAAUCAAACAAACUCAAGAACAUGCACAAUUUUAUAGGUUUUUAAUUGUUUUUCUUACAAAAAUAAAAUG